AUGGAUGAUAACGACACACUUCUAAAGUAUCAUUUCUCUGGCUCUGACAACAAGUCAGUACCAACCCAUGACACUAUACUUCCGGCUCCUGUCCUCAAAGGACUGGAGGAUUACUAUGUUCCUUGUCUUGCCGCUAUAGGGUGCUGCGUCAACCUAAUAUCGUCCGUGAUAUUCAGUCGCAAUACAACGCUGCGGCGAUUCUCGUCGUCGCAUUAUUUAGCGGCAGUGACAGCGGCCGACACCGGCUUCAUGAUGACACUUCUCAUCAUGUGGCUUCCGCGAAUUCAUAUAAGCUUUUAUCUGGAAGAAGGCUUCUGUCAGCUAUUUCUAUCAUGCAAUUAUAUCUUUCAUUUCCUAUCCAUAUGGUUCAACGUGGCCUUCUUGACUGAUGUGUACAUUAGCACGUGCAGGCCGAGCAAGGCGAAAGAAAUGUGCACGGUCAUCCGUAGCAAGUUUGUAAUUACCGGAUUAACCGUUCUGGCCAUUGUGAUGUUCAUGCAUGUCACCUGGAUGUCAGGCGUGAUACAGGGUAUGUGCAUGCUAUUAGUCCCCUAUGACCCAGAACUUGCUUUUAUUGAUAAAAUACAAACUGUGGUGACCAUACUGAUGCCCGACCUAACUCUCGUGAUCCUAAUUGCCUUAAUAGUGAAAAAGAAAGUCUCUGAUCUAUGCCCAAGUUUCAGGCAAAGUGCCAAUUCUGUCAGUAACGGAUGCGGGCAGGUUCGCACGCAUUACGUCAGAAACACGCCUGCAGACGGCGCCUCCCUGGGGACUCAAAUGGCUAACAGCGUCCACAGUUCUGACAUGACUAUCGUCGCCAUGUGUCUUGUCCUUCUGCAUGUUGUCACCACAUUGCCAGACCACUGUAUAAAGCUGUGGUUCUAUUCUCUGCAGAUGGUCUAUGGAGACAUGGGGUUUCAGCCCAGCCCUUACGAGUAUUCGCUACAGAAGCUUUUCUCUCACCUAGGGCAGCUCCGAUUCGUCCUAAACUUCGUCAUGUUUAUCAUAGUUUCAAGCGACUUUCAAACCGCCAUCCGAGACUCGGUAUCAUUGAUCUGUAAAAGAUUAUUUAAGUGCUCUCCCAGGCGGAAGAGGGCACCCAGGUGCACCGACGGAAGAGUUAUAGAAGAGAGCUUCUCCCUAACUGACGAAACCGUGUCUAAAUCCACCACAGGUGACGUGAAACACGCUGAUGUGGAGGUGUAG
Molecule: messenger RNA, 1206 nt
Organism: Lingula anatina
Lineage: Eukaryota; Metazoa; Brachiopoda; Lingulata; Lingulida; Lingulidae
Biological process (GO): G protein-coupled receptor signaling pathway
Cellular component (GO): plasma membrane
Molecular function (GO): G protein-coupled receptor activity
Source: RefSeq, a predicted model, not a curated record